GCGAAGCGAAACGGUGUCCUCAUUCCGAUUCCAAGGCAAAAAAGCAAAAACACCAACGAUGUUUUCAUUACAAAUCCUUCAAUCAUGUCCUCUACCACUGCUCACCCUCGCAGUCUUUAUCUUCAUCCUCAACGCCGCCACGAAGAUCAUUCAUCAGAGUCCCCGGCGGAGGCGGCGACUGCCUCCGGGACCUCCGGCGAUACCCAUCAUCGGAAACUUACAUCAGAUCGGAGAAUUGCCUCACCGUUCUCUCUGGAAGCUCUCUCGAAAGUACGGUCCUCUCUUACGCGUAAAGCUUGGUUCUGUCCCGACCGUUGUUGUCUCGUCCCCUGAAGCAGCACGGGAAUUGCUCAAGUAUCACGACCUCCAAACUUGUACCCGUCCAGCUAUCGCACGUGCUAGCAGACUGUCAUAUGACUUCGCGGACAUCGGAUUUUCACCGUACAACGAUAACUGGAGAGAAGUGCGAAAGAUUUGUAUUCUCGGGCUUUUAAGCGUGAAAAGGGUGCAGUCUUUCAGGUACAUCAGAGAAGAAGAGGUCGAGUCUCUUGUAGAAACGCUAUCCCGCCAUUCUGUUUCAGGAAAGCCGGUUAACUUGAGCGAGAAGUUAAUGUCGCUGGCUAUUACAAUGAUCUUUAGAGCUGGAUUAGGGAUGAGUUCCCACGGGAUAAAAAAGAAUAUCGAGAGGUUUCGAGGGUUAGUCGAUGAAGGGGGCACUAUUCUCGGUAGAUCUUCGGCUGCGGAUUUCUUCCCAUACGUGGGCUGGAUCGUGGAUUGGGUCACGGGUCUUCACAGAAGGCGAGAGAAGUGUUUUCAUGAUCUUGAUGAGUUUUAUGACGAUACGAUUAGGAAUCACAUUCAGAACAAGAAUAAAGAAGGACCAGAAGAUAUCAUCGAUCUCAUGCUCAAUAUGGGGAGGGAGCAACAGCUCGAAGUUGGCGACGAAUGGAAUCACAUUAAGGGAGUUCUCAUGAAUCUGGUUCUAGCCGGGACAGACACUUCAGCUUCAGCGCUAACAUGGGGGAUGACAGAACUGAUCCGAAACCCUAGAGUGAUGAAGAAGGCACAAACCGAAAUCAGAAACCGAAUCAAGAACGAGGGAAUGAUUAAGGAAGAAGAUCUAGAGAAGCUCGAGUAUCUCAAAAUGGUGGUCAAAGAAACAUUUAGACUUCACCCCCCUGGAGCCGCGUUAAUUCCGAGAAAAGCAAUGUCGGAAUUCAAAAUCUGCGGCUACGACAUAAACCCUAAAACCCGAAUAGAGGUGAACGUGUGGGCUAUCGGGCGAGAUCCGAGUGUUUGGAAAGAUCCGGAAGAGUUUUUUCCGGAGAGAUUUAUACAAAAUGAAAUCGACCUGAAAGGGCAACACUUUGAGCUGUUGCCGUUUGGUGGAGGCAGGAGAGGUUGCCCAGGAAUCCACAUGGGGUUGAGUUUGGUGGAGCUAGGGCUUGCGAAUCUUCUGUAUUGCUUCGAUUGGAAGCUUCCAGAAGGAAUGACGAAGGAUGACGUUGACAUAGAGGAAGUUUUUUCUCUCUCAGUUCACAAGAAGGUACCUCUUCAACUUGUUCCGGUGAAGUACAACAAUUCCAGCUGAAGUUAACGUGUCGUUCAGACAAAAGUUCCAAGAUCUAAGGAAAAGUAUGUAAGAUCUUAUAUACAACUAAGCAUUAUAACCAAAGACAGUUCACAACUCAUUAGAAGUAUGGUCAGAUUAUUGAAUUCACAGUACUGGUGAAACCUGUAACCUUUCUUGGCUCUUCUCGCACAAUAAAUCUAGAUAAUUAAUGCUA
Messenger RNA from Tarenaya hassleriana, 1787 nucleotides. RefSeq names its product cytochrome P450 71B34-like. Bases 59 to 1591 code for a protein of 510 amino acids. Gene Ontology annotation, molecular function: iron ion binding; monooxygenase activity; heme binding. The transcript is spliced from 2 exons. The record is from RefSeq and is a predicted model, not a curated record. NCBI's taxonomy places the organism in Eukaryota, Viridiplantae, Streptophyta, Magnoliopsida, Brassicales, Cleomaceae.